AUGGCGUCGUCGUCGUUCAAACCGCCAUCAUCGUUCCUCGAGCUGGUCUCGACCUCGUCGCUCAACUACCGCGAAUGCGCGCUGCUGGGCAUCAUGGCGCUGAUCUCGCAUGACACGCCUAUCGCCAGCCCCAGCAGCCCCGGCACAAGCAAAAGCACCACUGGCAAUGACGCCGGCGCGCUGGAAGAAUACAUCGCCACGGCGCUACACUACGGGGCCACCGAGUCCGAGAUCCAGAACGUCGUCUUCCAGUCCAGCUUCAGCGUUGGGGCCGCCAGGGCCGUGGCGGUAAGAGCCCGCGUCGAGAGCGCUCUCAAGUCGUCGCUUCGCGGCAGGCUGCAUCACUUGGAGAAGGAGGUGUUGGUCGGAGAGAUGGGAGGGACCCAGCCUGGGAGUCACAAGACGGUGGUGCGCGACUCGGAUCCGCAGAACACGAGCGUCGUGCCUAUCGUGCUCAUUCAUGCUUUGGGGCUGGAUCGCAGGAUGUGGGAUGCCGUCUUUGCCAGCCUCGCUGCGAGCGGCGCUGGAGACAAGAGCACACAGUUGCGUAUCAUAUCCUACGACAUGCGAGGGCACGGAUACGCAGCCAACGCCCCGUCUGCGCAGUCGCUCGACGAGCUUGCUGCCGACCUGCACAGCAUCCUCGAGAGACUGCACAUCCCCAAGGCGGACGUCUACGGACAAUCCUACGGCGGGGCCGUGGCGCAGUACUUUGCGCUCAACUACCCGCAGUCUACGCGAUCACUUGGCCUCAUCACCACGGCCGGCGAGGCCCAGCCGUCGUGGAUAACCCGGGCUACGCGGGCAGAAGAAUCUAGCUCCGUGAUGUCUUUACUCCCGGAGACGCUGAUCCGGUGGUUCACACCCGGAGCCAUCGCGCGGAACGAAUGGGGUGUGCGCUACGCCCGCUCGUGUGUCGAGAGGAUCUCGGUCAAGGACUGGGGUGACGCAUGGCGGUGCAUGAGCCAGCUCGACACGUUGGACAGACUGCAGAGCGGCGGAGUCAAGUGCCCCGUGCUCCUGGUCUGCGGGGUGCAAGACCUGAGUACGGGCCCCAAGUGGAUGACCAGGCUCAAGGAGGCGUGUGAAAAGGGUGGCAGUGGCCUGGUCGUCUACAAGGAGGUCGAUCCGGGAGUGCACAUGAUGGCGCUGGAGCAGGGUGAGGCGCUGACGAGGGAGAUAUUGGAGUUUCGACAGAGGGUGGAUAGUGAGGGGUUGUGA
Molecule: messenger RNA, 1221 nt
Organism: Fonsecaea multimorphosa CBS 102226
Lineage: Eukaryota; Fungi; Ascomycota; Eurotiomycetes; Chaetothyriales; Herpotrichiellaceae
Exons: 1
Coding region: 1-1221 (406 amino acids)
Source: RefSeq, a predicted model, not a curated record